AUGACAGUGGCUACAAUUUACAUUACAGCAUCUCAAUAUGGUAAAUUGCUUAGUAAUACAACAGCACAGCAAUUAAGACUAAAGUUUGAUCUAAAUUCAGUUUCUCAGCAAGCAGUACAAGAGCGUGAUUUGGAUAGAAAAGCCUUGCGACAAACCACAAUCCAUGUUCAGAUACCUACUACAACCAGUAACUCGACAAGUAGUAAUGGUGAGAAAAGGACAAAAGUAUAUACAAGUACGCCAGACACAGGUCGAGUCUCGACUCUUUUAAAAGAGUACGCGGAUGUAUUUGAAGGUGUAGGACAUCUUAAAGGGUUUGAACAAAAACUGCACAUUGACGAUAGCGUGCCACCUGUGGCCAAAACAUACCGUAGAAUACCUUUUAAUCUUCGUCCUCAGUUAGAGAAGUGGCUUCAAGAGUCGCAGGAUAAUGAUUUGAUUGAACCUGUCGUUAAUAAAAGUACAGAGUGGGUCAGUGGAGUAGUGAUCGUGCCUAAGCCGAAAAAUCUGGACGAAAUACGUGUAUGUGGGGACUAUCGCAGAGUUAACGAAGCCAUUAAGAGAGAACACCACCCUAUGCCUACAAUUGAGUGA
This is a messenger RNA of Paramuricea clavata, 594 nucleotides long. Lineage: Eukaryota; Metazoa; Cnidaria; Anthozoa; Malacalcyonacea; Plexauridae. The record is from the annotation of a GenBank genome assembly.